Messenger RNA from Annulohypoxylon maeteangense, 4619 nucleotides. RefSeq names its product DNA-dependent RNA polymerase II beta subunit. Bases 439 to 4218 code for a protein of 1259 amino acids. Gene Ontology annotation, molecular function: ribonucleoside binding; DNA-directed RNA polymerase activity; DNA binding. Lineage: Eukaryota; Fungi; Ascomycota; Sordariomycetes; Xylariales; Hypoxylaceae. The record is from RefSeq and is a predicted model, not a curated record. Gene Ontology annotation, cellular component: RNA polymerase II, core complex. The transcript is spliced from 4 exons. Gene Ontology annotation, biological process: DNA-templated transcription.
AUCCAACAUCAUCCACACUUUCUCCGUCUUUCUUCAAUUUCAAACACAACGCAUAUCCAGAAUUCAACAAAACAUCAAGUUUUGUUGAUACAGACGGACUGUGUGUUAUCACGCGAUCGGGACGCGCUCCUUUCGCCUCCCGCCUUCUCAUCGUUAAUAACUGCGAACACUGUUUUUUCCUCUGGCACGGGCGCACUUUUAUUCAGGCGCUGUCAAUAAUUCUUGGCAACAAGAUACUAUCACUCUUUUCACCCCGCAACUCGAUAAUCUCGAUAAUAACCUUUGGCCGCCUUUUCUCUAUUCGAUUUAUAAUCAACGAAUUCUCCAAUAAUCAUUCUUUGUCACGCCUUUCAUCUUCCACUUGACUACAUCUUCAAUACAUCAUCGCCACCAAUCACGACGAUAUAUUAGAUCAAGUCAGUCUGGAAUUAUUACAACAUGGCGGACUACGAUGAAGAAUACGAGUAUGAGGAGGAGUAUGCUGAUGAGAACAUUAUCACACCCGAAGACUGCUGGGUCGUUAUCGGGUCUUACUUCAAGAGAAAGGGUUUGGUUUCUCAACAGAUCGAUUCAUUCAACGACUUCCAAGAAACGACCAUCCAAGAGUUAGUGGAGGAAUAUUCACAGAUAAGUGUUGAUGAACAUAAUCCACCUUCCGCGGACAGUCGAGCCAUUGCGCUUCGAAGGUACGAUCUCAAGCUUGGCCAUGUAACUAUUGCGCGUCCUAUUGCUAUGGAGAGUGAUAACACCUCCGGUCCUCUACUCCCUUACGAAUGUCGUGACCGAAACAUGACAUAUGCCGCUCCCAUCUAUGUCAAGGUUGACAGUAAAGUGAGUGCGUGUGUUGAGCAGGACAUCCCUCUUCACGAGAUGGACGAGGAGCAGCAAGCGCAAGCCCGCAGCACUGGAAAGCACCCAACCCGUCUAGUUUGGGAGGCCGAGGAGAAUAUAUUAGAGACCCCUUCUGGCGACAAGGGCAAGGCUGGUGAUCAGAUCUUCAUUGGCAAGCUUCCUAUCAUGGUCAAGUCCAAAGCAUGUCAUUUGAACGGCGAAACCGACGACGAGUUAUUCCUGUUAAACGAGUGCCCUUACGACCAAGGAGGUUACUUCAUCAUCAAUGGAAGUGAGAAGGUUCUAAUAGCUCAGGAGCGAUCUGCUGCCAAUAUCGUUCAAGUCUUCAAGAAGGCUCAACCGAGUCCAUUUUCCUAUAUGGCAGAGAUUAGGAGUGCUCUGGAGAAAGGAUCGAGGCUCAUCUCAUCCCUCAACUUGAAGCUAUAUACGAAGGGAGACGCUUCUAGAGGAGGAUAUGGCGAAACCAUUCACACUACCUUGCCGUUUGUCAAGGGCGAUCUGCCAAUUGCUAUUGUCUUCAGGGCUUUGGGUGUCGUUAGUGACGAGGAAAUCCUAAACCAUAUCUGCUACGACCGCAACGACAGUCAGAUGCUUGAGAAGCUACGUCCUUGUAUCGAAGAGGCCUUCUGCAUUCAGGAUCGAGAGGUCGCUCUGGACUAUAUCGGAAAGCGAGGUCGGGAUUCGCACAACGUAGCCAGAGAUCGUCGUAUCAGAGCUGCGAAGGACAUCUUGCAGAAAGAAAUGCUUCCCCAUAUCUCUCAAACCGAGGGUUGCGAGACCCGGAAAGCAUUCUUCCUAGGCUAUAUGGUUCACAAACUCCUUCAGUGCUCUCUUGGUCGACGUGACACCGAUGAUCGUGAUCACUUCGGCAAGAAGCGAUUGGACCUUGCAGGCCCUCUCCUUGCCAAGUUAUUCAGGAAUAUUAUUCGCCGACUUGUGCAGGAGAUCACCCAGCACCUCAAGCGCUGCAUCGAUGGGAACAAACGUUUCCAAAUUGAACUCGCCGCCAAGCCCGCAAUUAUCACUAACGGCCUGAAGUAUUCGCUCGCCACGGGCAACUGGGGCGAUCAGAAGAAAGCGAUGAGCUCAACUGCCGGUGUGUCACAGGUCUUGAACCGAUACACUUUUUCGUCGACUCUUUCUCAUUUACGACGAACGAACACGCCCAUUGGAAGAGAUGGGAAGCUAGCCAAGCCACGGCAGCUCCAUAACACUCAUUGGGGUCUUGUCUGUCCGGCAGAGACUCCCGAAGGCCAGGCUUGCGGUUUGGUAAAGAAUUUAUCCUUGAUGUGUUCUAUCAGCGUUGGAACAUCAACAGAUCCUAUCGUGGACUACAUGAUUACUAGGAAUAUGGAAGUCCUGGAGGAGUAUGAACCGAUGAGAUACCCCAACGCCACCAAGAUCUUCCUCAAUGGCUCUUGGAUCGGUGUGCACCAGGACCCUAAGACCCUCGUCAGGGAUGUUCAGGCACUUCGCCGAGCCAACCAGAUUCCGGCUGAGGUGUCGUUGGUUCGUGAUAUCCGAGACCGUGAAUUCAAGAUCUUUUCGGACGCCGGCCGUGUGAUGCGUCCUUUAUUCCGCGUACAGCAGGAAGAUUUCAACGAUCAGGGCAUUGAGAAAGGCACGUUGGCCCUUACCAAGCAGAUGAUAAAGCGUCUGGAAGCAGAUGUUGAGCUAGAUCCGGAAAGCGAGGCGUAUUUUGGCUGGCAAGGCCUGGUCAAUGAAGGUGUGGUCGAGUUCCUCGACGCAGAGGAAGAGGAAACUGCCAUGAUUUGCAUGACACCGGAAGAUUUGGACACUUUUCGCAUGACCAAGCUUGGAUACGAAGUGUCUCAAGACAACGGAGACGAGGUGAACAAGCGACUUAAGACUAAAGUGAACCCGUCAACGCACAUGUAUACCCAUUGCGAGAUCCACCCCAGUAUGCUCUUAGGCAUUUGCGCAAGCAUCAUCCCAUUCCCGGAUCACAAUCAGUCCCCUAGAAACACGUACCAAUCAGCCAUGGGUAAACAAGCUAUGGGUUUCUUCCUCACAAAUUACAACCGCCGUAUGGACACCAUGGCAAAUAUCUUAUAUUACCCACAGAAGCCUCUUGGUACAACACGUUCGAUGGAAUUCCUCAAGUUUAGGGAACUCCCGGCUGGUCAGAACGCUAUCGUGGCCAUUGCCUGUUACUCUGGAUAUAACCAGGAAGACUCUGUCAUUAUGAACCAGAGUAGCAUAGACCGAGGUCUCUUCCGAAGUCUAUUCUUCCGAUCUUACAGUGACUGCGAGAAGCGAGUGGGAAUUAAUACGGUCGAGACGUUUGAGAAGCCGUUCAGAUCAGACACAUUACGUCUCAAGCAGGGAACGUAUGAUAAACUGGACGACGACGGUAUCAUCGCUCCCGGUGUCCGAGUCCUAGGAGAGGAUAUCAUCAUUGGAAAGACGUCACCGAUCAACCCGGAUAAUGAAGAGAUGGGCCAGCGCACCAAGGUGCAUGUCAAGCGUGAUGCAUCCACGCCUCUUCGGAGUACUGAAACUGGUAUCAUCGAUCAGGUUAUCCUUACCACAAAUCAGGAUGGUCUACGAUACGUCAAGGUGCGAGUUCGAACUACCAAGACGCCGCAAAUUGGAGAUAAAUUUGCGUCUCGCCACGGACAAAAGGGAACCAUCGGUGUCACGUUCAAGCAAGAGGAUAUGCCUUUCUCUAGAGAAGGCAUUGUUCCUGACAUCAUCAUCAAUCCUCACGCUAUUCCAUCGCGUAUGACGAUUGCUCAUUUGAUUGAAUGUCUGCUAAGCAAGGUCUCCACUCUCAAGGGAAUGGAGGGAGACGCCACGCCGUUCACCGAUGUUACUGUCGAUUCAGUAUCCAGCCUUCUACGCGAGCACGGAUACCAAUCUCGAGGGUUCGAAAUCAUGUACCACGGUCACACCGGACGCAAGCUUCGAGCUCAGGUAUUCUUCGGACCUACAUAUUACCAGCGUCUACGACAUAUGGUUGACGACAAGAUCCACGCUCGUGCACGUGGCCCGGUCCAGAUCAUGACGCGCCAACCCGUUGAGGGUCGUGCGAGAGAUGGAGGUCUCCGAUUCGGUGAAAUGGAACGUGAUUGUAUGAUUGCACACGGUGCCGCCUCUUUCCUUAAGGAACGUCUCUUCGAGGUAUCAGACGCCUUCCGAGUCCAUAUCUGCGAAAUAUGUGGCCUUAUGACGCCUAUCGCUAUAUUGAGCAAGGGUUCAUUUGAAUGCCGCCCAUGCAGAAACAAGACCAGGAUCGCGCAGAUUCAUAUCCCAUACGCGGCGAAGCUCUUGUUCCAGGAGCUUAUGGCUAUGAACAUCGCAACUCGCAUGUUCACCGACCGCUCUGGCGUCAGUAUCCGUUAAGAAUGAUGAGGAACGCAGCCAGGACAUGGGGUGGUAGGUGUGAUGGGGUUUCUGGGGCGGCAUUUGGCAAAUCAGUCGGCUAGCUCGCCCACUUGUAAAUGCAUAUGGUUGGCGUUUUUUUUCUUUCGUUUCUCACAUGCAAGCCGAUUUUCAUAGGGACAUUGCAAUUAUAGGUUUGCACAUCAAGGCGUUAAAGGACACAGGCUUCAGUAUGCCUCAAAAACAGGUCCCCAAAAUCAGGUAGUCUACAUAGCCAAAAAGAGCUAGUAGGUAAUGUACCAAUGUUUUGUUAGUCAACACAAGUUGAUUGUGAAGUACAGGACUAAUCCAUGCGUGUUUAUGGUCUAUGUUGUAUAUAUAUUUGAUUGUAAAUUUUGGGGUUUACUGUAUAAAAAUGAGUG